Molecule: messenger RNA, 369 nt
Organism: Blepharisma stoltei
Lineage: Eukaryota; Ciliophora; Heterotrichea; Heterotrichida; Blepharismidae
Source: the annotation of a GenBank genome assembly
AUGAAAAAGAAAUUUUACAAAAAUAAAAAGAUACAAAUACUAGAGAGCAGAAUGUUCCAAGAUAUGAUUAGACCUCUAUGCACAAUUCUCUUUAUUGAAGCAUCUGAUAAUCUCACAGAUCCAAAAAAAUGAUUGAAAAUAACCCAUUCUCCCUUAAGAAAAAAUAAUGUCCUACCCGUUCAAGUUGAAGAGGAAAUUAUAAUUCCCAAAUCCAAGAAGAUUGUGCGAAAAAAUAAUAAGAAAAAAUUUUGGAUUCAUCAACAUUUCAGGAAUUGGAAAAGACGAUCUAUCACGAAGACAAUUAAGAAAUGUUAUGAUCGAAAACGAUAUUACUAUCUUAGGAAUAGCAGAAACUUGAUUAAAAGAUAA